GGGAGGGGAGGGGAGGGGAGGAUAGGGAAAGGGAGGUUAGGUUAGGUUAGGUUAGGUUAGGUUAGGUUAGGCUGGGUUGGGUUAGGUUGUCAAUCACCUGAUGCGCAUGCAUGCUUUCCCGAUUGAUCGAUGGAUGGAUGGAUGGAUGGAUUGACUCUUCUUCCCCUCUUCGUCUUGGUCUUCGUCUUCUUCUUCUUACUUACUUACUUCCUUCCCCCCUUCCGCACUUGCUUGCUUUCUGGUCUCGAUAUCGAUAUCGAUAUACCCUCACUGCAAGUGAACGAGAGAGAGAGAGAGAGAGAGAGAGAAAGACUUAUACUCGAGCGUUUUCCCGUUGGCUAUUUGCAAUCAGACACGCUUACCUUAUUCGUUGAUUUGAUUUGAUUUGAUUUGAUUUGAUUCAAUUUGGUAUCUAAUCAGGUCAUAUUAAUCACUCGAUCAAUCAAUCAAUCCAUCAAUCCAUCAAUCCAUCAAUCGGUCGAUUAAUCAAUCACAAGCAAAAGAAAGGAAACCACAGUUCUCUUCCUUCCUUCCUUCCAUCCAUCCAACCAACAAGCACCGAGAUAAAGCGAUCGAUCUGCAUCAUAUCUUCAACACAACAUUUCAUCUGAUUUCGCCUACAUUAACACAAUUCCCGCCAAAUAGCCAACUUUAAAGGCUGAGUUGAAUGAAACUUUAUUCGUCCCCGAGCAUGAUACGAUCGGAAUAAUUCUUCGAGAUGCUGUCCCAGCUCACCACCUCGGUCUCGCAGACCACAUCUCCUCUAAUUCGAUAUGGAUCUAUUUCUGCCUCCGCCAAUUUACUCCGUAUAUCAAAUCGUAAUUGGCACAAUACACAAGGGUUGUUGUCGAACCAAGGUCCACAAAAUCAAACACGAGCAUUUCGAAUGGGUUAUUGGUCUUCACACCUUGAUCAUGGAUUUGAAAAAGAGCUCAAUCGUCGUAAUCGACUUUUAAAACAAAAAUAUGUUGAGGCCAAAAGCGUUAAGCGUGAUGAGCGUAUUCCGGAUUACAAACGUGCCAUACAUAACUUCAUGCGCAGCAAAACAAUCUAUUUUUCUCCUGCCCGCUCCAAGUACACAUUCAAAGCCGAUGUUGAAGGCACGGAUGGUGGUGUGGAGUCAAUCCGAUUAUCGCAAGCUGAUGAAGCAUACUGGAGAAAUCUGAAGUCAAAAAAUCAAUUGGACAAUGAAUUCGAGUUGGAAAAUGAGAUCUACCAUAUUGACCCCAUCACAAAUCGAAAGGUGUUCAAGAAUGAAAAGGCUGUAAACACUCCUGUGACGAAAUUCAAGGGAUAUCGUCAGCGAUUUCAAAACUUAGUCCCGCCAGAUGAUGCCACUCAAGCUGAUAUUGAUGCCUAUAACAAACCAUUCAUGUACAACGAACCUGAUGGAAAAUUUCCCGAGCAACCUGAUUCUGUGCGGGAAUCUCUCAAGGAAUACGAGAGUAAAGGAUACGAGCCAUUUUUUCACAACGAACCAGACGGGCAGCUACCACAAAAGGCCGAUCCAAUACAAGAAGGACUCAAAGAUUAUGACAGUUGUACAUCCUAUAACGCUUUUCGAUACAGAGAGCCUGAUGGAAAGCUGCCAGAGCAGCCAGAUUCUGUCCAGGAAUCAUUGAAAGAUUAUGAUUCACACAUAACUUACGGGUUCUUCCGCCACAAUGAGCCCGAUGGAAAGCUGCCCGAAAAGCCAGAUUCCGUUCGAGAAAGUUUGAAAGACUAUGAUGCUGAUAGUUCUUACGGAUCGUUUCGAUAUAAUGAGCCUGAUGGCAAAUUUCCCGAGAAGCCAGAUGCAGUACAAGAGUCGUUGAAGGAAUAUGAUACAACCAAUUCAUAUGGAUCCUUUCGAUAUAAUGAGCCGGACGGAAAACUCCCCGAAAGGCCAGAUUCAGUCCGAGAAAGUUUGAAAGAUUAUGACGCGGACACUUCUUAUGGAUCUUUUCGUUAUAACGAGCCCGAUGGAAAGUUUCCUGAGAGUCCAGAUCAGACACGCGAAGCAUUGAAGGAGUAUGAUCAGAAGCAAGCAAGAAUCACUCAACAUCCUGGCUCCGAGUCCAAGAUCCCUGGCACUAGCUCACCAGAAAAAGAUGUAGAAAAAAAAAAUUCGCUGUCAAAAUCUACGCGCAAAUACCCUGAGCAAGAUACCAGAGAAGACCUUGACCUGCUUCGAGCAAGUGAUAUUCGCGCUGCUUCGGGUAUCAUCAAGAACACAAAGAAAGAAACUCUUGAAGAGAAGUCCACUAAGAGAGAGCAACUGGAAAAAGCUUUCGAGGAAGCUCAUCAAAACGUAAUCAAGUACGCUCAAGAUAUUGCCUCAGAGCAGAAAUUAAAAGGACAGACGCAAACCAAGACACAGGGAAGCCCCAACCCCUCUGCAUCCAAGGCUGGGGAAAGCUCUGAGACCCUUGACCAAAAGGAUCAUAAGUAUGCAGGACAAGUCGAGAGACGAAAAGUGACAGGAAACUUUGUCCGGGAUUUUCCAGAAGACUUCGAGAAGUCUUGGACACAACAAAAGGACAGUGCAGGAGGAUUAAUGCCAACAGUGUCUAAAGAUGCUUGGGGUUAUGACACGUCACCAAAGGGACUAGAGCUUUCUUAUUCAACGGAGGUCAAGCAGUCUGUUCAGAAGGCUGAGAAGGAAUAUAUUGAAGGCCUUGGCUCGAAGGAAGCAUUUUCUCGAAACCCAAACACACCAAGGCUUCAAACAUCCUUGGAUCGAUCUGCGACAAAACAAACAUCUUCUCAGCCCAAUUUGGCCAAAGCAAUCACAGAAACUGAUCCUUACUCGAAGGUACCUCAAGGCUUAGAGACGUCAUAUAAAGAAGAAUGCGCAAACCAAGGGGAAGGAGAUUUAUCGGUAUAUGUUUCAUCUUACGGAAAGCCCAGAAAACAAUCUGGCAAGGACAAAGAUUUAGUUCGCGAAAUCCGAGGAAUCUAUGAAGAUAGCUAUGGAAAAAUUGGCUCCAAACAUCGCCAAGUACCUGCGAAUGAUGCGCCAGCUGCGAGUUCGCCUGAGGAAAAGCCCGCGUCGGGCCCUGAGCCAACCACUUAUAAGGUUUUGGCUUAUGAUUCAACAAUGCAAUCUAUUAAGAUUGCUGAAACAACAUCUAUUGUGACUGAUACAGCAACAGCUUUGACUCCUGCGGAGGUUCUUCUUCGAUUGUCUAACCCCGCAAAGUUCUUUCCACACUUCCAACCAUUACAGGCCGAAGGUUAUGAAAUUGUGUCCGGAAGUGGGGAUGUUCUCGUAUUCCGAAAAGUCCGAUCAGCAAGACGCUUGUCCUCGCAGGCUGAUUUAAAGAACAACACAACAAAUCCGAUAGAUGGUAUGCAGAUUGCAACGGCGCGAUUCGCCAGCCCUACAGGUUUCGUGAACCAUGAUUUACCAGAAUCAGCAGAACCAGCAUUUAAAUCAAAUAUUGACGUUCGACGCCAGGAACCGGUAUUUAGUGGUAAAUCUUCCUGGAAAGACCACUCGGAAACUAAGAACAAGAAGCCUGGCAAGGCAAAGAGAGUGUUAUUGGGCGGCGCCAUUGUCGGCAGUGGAUGCUAUGCCAUUGGCGUGGUGACAGAGUUCUUUAGGACUGGAGGUGUAGAUGGAAAAGGACCGCAGGGGUUCUGAACUUCGAAAUAACAUCGAGUUUCAUCAGGGAGGUAAUCUGAAGGUGGCAUAUUAGCUUCACAUUCUGUUUUCAUAUGAUGAAGGGAAAGGAUAGGAGUUUUCGGCAAGGGAGUUCUCGAUGGUGUUUAAGCUGACAAGCAUUGGUGUUAUUGGAAGGAUGGAUGGAUAUGCAUUGCAGGUUGCUAGCCAAGUUACUUAUUUUCCAUUUACAUAAGAUGUUAUUCCCUACUUCCUAGCUGUACCUUUAGAUCAUAUGCCACUCGAUCUGAUAUUGAUAUCAUUGUUUUCUGUGACUACUGGAUGUUAUAUAGCCGUGUGAAUGUCCUUGAUUUGGUGUCUAAUAGACAACAAGGACUCUAGGGAUUUGUUGUUUGAAUGAUGUGAACAUUUAAAGAAGAAUUGUGUGCAUGGAGGGGAGAAAAGUAACA
This is a messenger RNA of Botrytis cinerea B05.10, 4053 nucleotides long. RefSeq lists its product as hypothetical. The record is from RefSeq and is a predicted model, not a curated record. NCBI's taxonomy places the organism in Eukaryota, Fungi, Ascomycota, Leotiomycetes, Helotiales, Sclerotiniaceae. The transcript has 3 exons. The coding region runs from base 719 to 3625 and encodes 968 amino acids.